Molecule: messenger RNA, 2302 nt
Organism: Prionailurus viverrinus (fishing cat)
Lineage: Eukaryota; Metazoa; Chordata; Mammalia; Carnivora; Felidae
Gene: FAM43B
Product: family with sequence similarity 43 member B
Exons: 2
Coding region: 410-1387 (325 amino acids)
Source: RefSeq, a predicted model, not a curated record
GCCGCCAGCCCCAGCUCCGGCGACCUCCCUGCCGCCGCAGUUUGGGCGGCGGGGACUGCGGGAUCCUCCCUGCUCGGGCCUGGGUGGGGGGGGGCGCCUCCACCACGCCCAGCCCCCUCCCCUCCUGGCUUCCCGGACGGCUGGAGCUACUCCCGGGGGAAGCUGUUCCCGGACGCUGGGCCGCCGCCCGGGCAUCUCGGCUGCUAGCCCGGCUGGGCACCGGGCAUCUGCGAAGCCAGCCCUGCCUGGCACUGGGCAUCUCCGGGCACCGACUGGCUCCGGCGCCACCCAGCUGCUCGCGACCCCCGGGGCCGCGGGCUUCUCCGCGCCCCCUCCCCUCCCCCCGGCCGCCGGGCAGGACGCCCGUGAUCUCCCGGUGCCCCCAGCCCCUUUGGCCGCCGCUGCCGCGAUGCUGCCCUGGAGACGCAACAAAUUCGUGCUAGUGGAGGACGAGGCCAAGUGCAAGGCGAAGAGCCUGAGUCCGGGACUCGCCUACACGUCGCUGCUCUCCAGCUUCCUGCGCUCCUGCCCGGACCUGCUACCCGACUGGCCGCUGGAGCGCCUGGGCCGCGUGUUCCGCAGCCGGCGCCAGAAAGUGGAGCUCAACAAGGAGGACCCGACCUACACCGUGUGGUACCUGGGCAACGCCGUCACCCUGCACGCCAAGGGCGACGGCUGCACCGACGACGCCGUGGGCAAAAUCUGGGCGCGCUGCGGGCCGGGCGGGGGCACCAAGAUGAAGCUGACGCUGGGGCCGCACGGCAUCCGCAUGCAGCCGUGCGAGCGCAGCGCCGCGGGGGGCUCGGGGGGCUCCGGGGGCCGCCGGCCGGCGCACGCCUACCUGCUGCCGCGCAUCACCUACUGCACCGCGGACGGGCGCCACCCGCGCGUCUUCGCCUGGGUCUACCGCCACCAGGCGCGCCACAAGGCCGUGGUGCUGCGCUGCCACGCCGUGCUGCUGGCGCGGGCGCACAAGGCGCGCGCCCUGGCCCGCCUGCUCCGCCAGACCGCGCUGGCGGCCUUCAGCGACUUCAAGCGGCUGCAGCGCCAGAGCGACGCGCGGCACGUGCGCCAGCAGCACCUCCGUGCAGGGGGCGCCGCCGCCUCGGUGCCCCGCGCCCCGCUGCGCCGGCUGCUCAACGCCAAGUGCGCCUACCGGCCGCCGCCCGGCGAGCGCGGCCGUGGGGCCCCGCGCCUCAGCAGCAUCCAGGAAGAGGACGAGGAGGAGGAGGACGGAGACGCGGAGGAGCGCGAGCGGCCCGAGGUGCUCAGCCUGGCCCGGGAGCUGAGGACGUGCAGCCUGCGGGGCGCCCCGGCGCCGCCGCCGCCGGCGCAGCCCCGCCGCUGGAAGGCGGGCCCCAGGGAGCGGGCGGGCCAGGCGCGCUGAGAGCGCGGGGGGCAGGACUUGCGGCCCCAGCCCCCGCCGGCCUGACUUCCAGCCUCCAACCCCGGCCCUGCCCGCUUCGGCUCCCCUCCGGUCCCCCGGCCCUUGCCUCCCUCGUGGUCUCUGUUGUCUGCCCCGCGCCUCAUCCUGGCUCAGGGUGACGCCUGAUACGCCCUUGAUUACUGGGGGACUAAAGGGACAGGGAGAGCAGCGGUAAUCGAUUGUUCACCUCUCCCCACGUCCGGAGUUUCCGAGAGCGCCCUCCAUCGUGGAAUUGCCCAUAAGCUUUACAACAGGUCUUUGCCCAUAGACCACCCCCUCCCUCCCAAAACAACCUCUCAAAAGAAGAGGGAAGAAGUUUCCAGAAAUCCAGGAGGGUGGCCUUGGAUCUUGGCCGGGUGGAAGCCGUGGUCCUGCCCUUGGCCAGUCAAGCCUUCCUCCCUGGGACGGGACCAACUCUGGGGGGGCAUUCUUGCAGGGGAAGAAUAGUGGCCCCGGAGAACUGAGGCCGGGCCCAAGGCGGGAACUGGGUCGGCGGCUUUCAUAUACACAAGGUUUCUCAGGCCCUAUGCCUGGCCUCUCUACCCCUUGGAGGAUUUCUGGACUUCACUGCUCUGCGUCCGGAGAAGACUGGGCCGGUCCUACCAACGCAAACAACAGGCUAGACCAGGUGCUUGAGGACACUGACUACCCAGGAAGUGGACACAGGAGGGAUGCCCCCCCCCCCCAAUUCGGCGCUCGUCACAAGGGAAGGGUCCUGACAGCCUUGUGUUCUCAUAGCAAGCUGAGGAAGGAGAGUGUGUUAACCCCACAGUGGGAGUGCGCCCCGCCCAGGUGUCCCUCAACAAGGCCACAAAGAGCCCAAAGAUCUAUGUGUCACCAACUGAUCAUUGUAAAUAAAGUGGACCUGCUUUUUCA